AUGGUGGCUACAAUUUUUGCGGGGAGAUUAAAAAGCGUUCUUGAUUUGAUUAUUUCACCUUGUCAAAAUGCUUUUGUGCCCAAAAGGCAAUCGUUGGAUGGUGUGUUAGUGGCGAAUGAAGUGGUGGACUAUGAUAGAAAAGAAGGAAGAAAUUGUUUGCUUUUUAAAGUGGAUUUCGAGAAGGCUUGUGAUAAAGUUAGUUGGAGGUAUUCGCGGUAUAUGAUGAAAAGGAUGGGUUUUGGGGGAUGGUGGAUGGGAUGGAUUAAGUCAUUGGUUUUUAAUAGUAAGAUGUCGGAUCUUGUUAAUGAGGCGGAAGGUCUUUCGGGGUUAGUGAGGAAAUCCAUUAAAGUUGGGGAGUUUGGGAAAUUAUCCAUAAAAGGUUCUUGUUGGGUGGAAAAUCUUCAAUUUGCAGAUGAUACUUUACAUGUGGGAGAAGGGACGUGGAAGCAUCAAAAUGGUUUAAGGGAAUUAAUUAUCUUGAAGGAUGCUUACCCAGAUUUAUACAAGGCAUCUAGUUUGAAGGGAGUGUCGGUUGCGGCCAUGGGAGGAUGGAGAGAAGAGAGUUGGCGGAGGAACGACUUUGGAAUUACUGAUAUCAUUUUGGGUGAGUUUGGCCUUUUAGAAGGCUACGCUCGAUUUCAAGAAAGCUUGGAUUGUUUUUGGGGAACGAAGGAUGGGAAAGAUUUGGUUUCAUGGUCUUAUAAUUCCUUUUUGGAUUUCUCGGUGGCUUCAUGUUACGAGUUUUAUGGUUAG
Molecule: messenger RNA, 753 nt
Organism: Vicia villosa (hairy vetch)
Lineage: Eukaryota; Viridiplantae; Streptophyta; Magnoliopsida; Fabales; Fabaceae
Exons: 3
Coding region: 1-753 (250 amino acids)
Source: RefSeq, a predicted model, not a curated record